AUGUCCUUAGGGAAAGUGCAGCCCCUCCCUAAGGGAGAAUGGAGGGAGCAGCGCAUGCAAUCCUUCCUGCAGCAGCAGCAGCAGCAGCAGCAGCAGCAGCAGCAAUCCUUUCGUGUUGUUUCCUUUAAUAUACUUGCUGAGGGAUAUGCGCAGACACCCCAAGCAGAUACAACAAUGUACCCUCAAUGUCCUGCACCUUAUAGGAGAUUUAAUCACAGGGCCCCUUUAUUGGCGAGGGAGUUGCUGCAACUAAACGGAGACAUUGUUUCUCUCGAAAACCCUAUGUUUGAGGAUCUUCGCGCAUCUCUUAACAGCAAAUGGCCAAAUCUCCUCGAGGAAAUAAUGCCUAAAUUGGCCUCUAUCUUUAGUUGGAGUGCGGAUGAUAUAAGCGAGGAUGGCGAAGUAGAAGAGAAUGGAGCAGCAGCAGCAGCAGCUGCUGCUGCUGCAGCACCAGAAUCAGGAGGAGCAGCAGCAGCAGGAAAAGGAGGAGGAGGAGAAGGAGAAGAGGGUUUAGAUUUAAAUCUUCCUGUGUCUGUACACCUAAAGAAUUGUUAUUCUUCUUCUUUUCUUCCUUUCUCUAAUUUUGCUGCAGACUUUUAUGCAACUCUUGAUCAUAUAUUUGUAUCUAAAAAUGUUAAGGUAAUAAGAACUCUUCCUGGUGUUAGUUUAGAUAGUGUAAAGAAAGAAGGGGGUUUAUUAUCUUCUUUCUUUCCUUCUGAUCAUUUACCUAUUGUUGCUGAUUUAAUUAUAGAUAAAUAA
Messenger RNA from Eimeria maxima, 759 nucleotides. Its product is annotated as endonuclease/exonuclease/phosphatase domain-containing protein, putative. The transcript has 7 exons. Gene Ontology annotation, biological process: nuclear-transcribed mRNA catabolic process, deadenylation-dependent decay. Gene Ontology annotation, cellular component: mitochondrion. The record is from RefSeq and is a predicted model, not a curated record. Bases 1 to 759 code for a protein of 252 amino acids. Gene Ontology annotation, molecular function: 3'-5'-RNA exonuclease activity. NCBI's taxonomy places the organism in Eukaryota, Apicomplexa, Conoidasida, Eucoccidiorida, Eimeriidae.